GCUGUGCUCAGUUUUCUCUCUCUUUCUUCUGCAGUCUUAGUUUGGUUUCUGGAAUGGAGCAGCAGGUUUAUAUUUAGAGCACGCAAUCAUGCUUCCAACUUAAUGAUGUGUUCGCUGUAAUCUAUGAAUUCCGAAUGUAUUCUGAUUUUGAAAAUCUGGGAGAAUGGUUUUGUGGAAGCGGCGUGUUGAUCGGGACACUGCUGGUCUAGUCCGGAGUCGAUGGUUCGCAAGGAGGUUUGAUGCCUUAGAGAGGAGAGUUUUUUUUUUGAAAAUGACGAUUCGCCUACCACAAAUUCUCGGAGGAGUUAAAGUCAAUAUUUUAUAACAUUGCAUUAUAUGUUUUUAGACACAAACAAAACCUGCAAUGAAUCGAAGACAAGGUAAUUAUCAUCGUUACGAAGACAAUGUAAAUUAUUAUAUUUAUGAACACAAGGUCAUUAUCACCUUUAUGAAGACAAGGGUAUUAUGAUCUUUAUGAAGACAAGGUAAUUAUUAUCUUUAUGAAGACAAGGUAAUUAUUAUCUUUAUGCAGACAAUGUAAUUAUUAUCUUUAUGGAGACAAGGUAAUUAUUAUCUUUAUGAAGACAAUAUAAUUAUUAUAUUUAUGAAAACAAGAUAAUUAUUAUCUUAAUGAAUACAAUUUAAAAUUGUAUCUUUUUGAAGAAUUUCUGAAGGUGCAGGCCCGCACCUAGGAAAUUCGGGGCCCCGGGCAGCUGUCAGAGUUUGGGCCCCCUUUCGUGUUUCAAACAUGUUCGUAUAUUUUAAAACUCGAAAAAGGGCCGGCCCCUAUCUAGCUCGGGUCCCUGACUAAUGCCGCGUCUGCCCCCCCUCCCCCCACUGCGAGUCUGGAAGGUGCAUGGGCAGAGCUUAAAAGUAUUUAAACCAAAUGACAUUGCCAUACUACUAUUGUUGUUAUUUGAGGUGUUGAAGGUCUUGGUUUAGCUGACAUUGUUUGAGUUCAUUACUCAGCACAGUCUCCGUAUUGCCAUACUACUAUUGUUGUUAUUUGAGGUGUUGAAGGUCUUGGUUUAGCUGACAUUGUUUGAGUUCAUUACUCAGCACAGUCUCCGUAUUGCCAUACUGCUAUUGUUGUUAUUUGAGGUGUUGAAGGUCUUGGUUUAGCUGACAUUGUUUGAGUUCAUUACUCAGCACAGUCUCCGUAUUGCCAUACUGCUAUUGUUGUUAUUUGAGGUGUUGAAGGUCUUGGUUUCGCUGACAUUGUUUGAGUUCAUUACUCAGCACAGUCUCCGUAUUGCCAUACUGCUAUUGUUGUUAUUUGAGGUGUUGAAGGUCUUGGUUUCGCUGACAUUGUUUGAGUUCAUUACUCAGCACAGUCUCCGUAUUGCCAUACUGCUAUUGUUGUUAUUUGAGGUGUUGAAGGUCUUGGUUUCGCUGACAUUGUUUGAGUUCAUUACUCAGCACAGUCUCCGUAUUGCCAUACUGCUAUUGUUGUUAUUUGAGGUGUUGAAGGUCUUGGUUUCGCUGACAUUGUUUGAGUUCAUUACUCAGCACAGUCUCCGUAUUGCCAUACUGCUAUUGUUGUUAUUUGAGGUGUUGAAGGUCUUGGUUUCGCUGACAUUGUUUGAGUUCAUUACUCAGCACAGUCUCCGUAUUGCCAUACUGCUAUUGUUGUUAUUUGAGGUGUUGAAGGUCUUGGUUUCGCUGACAUUGUUUGAGUUCAUUACUCAGCACAGUCUCCGUAUUGCCAUACUGCUAUUGUUGUUAUUUGAGGUGUUGAAGGUCUUGGUUUCGCUGACAUUGUUUGAGUUCAUUACUCAGCACAGUCUCCGUAUUGCCAUACUGCUAUUGUUGUUAUUUGAGGUGUUGAAGGUCUUGGUUUCGCUGACAUUGUUUGAGUUCAUUACUCAGCACAGUCUCCGUAUUGCCAUACUGCUAUUGUUGUUAUUUGAGGUGUUGAAGGUCUUGGUUUCGCUGACAUUGUUUGAGUUCAUUACUCAGCACAGUCUCCGUAUUGCCAUACUGCUAUUGUUGUUAUUUGAGGUGUUGAAGGUCUUGGUUUCGCUGACAUUGUUUGAGUUCAUUACUCAGCACAGUCUCCGUAUUGCCAUACUGCUAUUGUUGUUAUUUGAGGUGUUGAAGGUCUUGGUUUCGCUGACAUUGUUUGAGUUCAUUACUCAGCACAGUCUCCGUAUUGCCAUACUGCUAUUGUUGUUAUUUGAGGUGUUGAAGGUCUUGGUUUCGCUGACAUUGUUUGAGUUCAUUACUCAGCACAGUCUCCGUAUUGCCAUACUGCUAUUGUUGUUAUUUGAGGUGUUGAAGGUCUUGGUUUCGCUGACAUUGUUUGAGUUCAUUACUCAGCACAGUCUCCGUAUUGCCAUACUGCUAUUGUUGUUAUUUGAGGUGUUGAAGGUCUUGGUUUCGCUGACAUUGUUUGAGUUCAUUACUCAGCACAGUCUCCGUAUUGCCAUACUGCUAUUGUUGUUAUUUGAGGUGUUGAAGGUCUUGGUUUCGCUGACAUUGUUUGAGUUCAUUACUCAGCACAGUCUCCGUAUUGCCAUACUGCUAUUGUUGUUAUUUGAGGUGUUGAAGGUCUUGGUUUCGCUGACAUUGUUUGAGUUCAUUACUCAGCACAGUCUCCGUAUUGCCAUACUGCUAUUGUUGUUAUUUGAGGUGUUGAAGGUCUUGGUUUCGCUGACAUUGUUUGAGUUCAUUACUCAGCACAGUCUCCGUAUUGCCAUACUGCUAUUGUUGUUAUUUGAGGUGUUGAAGGUCUUGGUUUCGCUGACAUUGUUUGAGUUCAUUACUCAGCACAGUCUCCGUAUUGCCAUACUGCUAUUGUUGUUAUUUGAGGUGUUGAAGGUCUUGGUUUCGCUGACAUUGUUUGAGUUCAUUACUCAGCACAGUCUCCGUAUUGCCAUACUGCUAUUGUUGUUAUUUGAGGUGUUGAAGGUCUUGGUUUCGCUGACAUUGUUUGAGUUCAUUACUCAGCACAGUCUCCGUAUUGCCAUACUGCUAUUGUUGUUAUUUGAGGUGUUGAAGGUCUUGGUUUCGCUGACAUUGUUUGAGUUCAUUACUCAGCACAGUCUCCGUAUUGCCAUACUGCUAUUGUUGUUAUUUGAGGUGUUGAAGGUCUUGGUUUCGCUGACAUUGUUUGAGUUCAUUACUCAGCACAGUCUCCGUAUUGCCAUACUGCUAUUGUUGUUAUUUGAGGUGUUGAAGGUCUUGGUUUCGCUGACAUUGUUUGAGUUCAUUACUCAGCACAGUCUCCGUAUUGCCAUACUGCUAUUGUUGUUAUUUGAGGUGUUGAAGGUCUUGGUUUCGCUGACAUUGUUUGAGUUCAUUACUCAGCACAGUCUCCGUAUUGCCAUACUGCUAUUGUUGUUAUUUGAGGUGUUGAAGGUCUUGGUUUCGCUGACAUUGUUUGAGUUCAUUACUCAGCACAGUCUCCGUAUUGCCAUACUGCUAUUGUUGUUAUUUGAGGUGUUGAAGGUCUUGGUUUCGCUGACAUUGUUUGAGUUCAUUACUCAGCACAGUCUCCGUAUUGCCAUACUGCUAUUGUUGUUAUUUGAGGUGUUGAAGGUCUUGGUUUAGCUGACAUUGUUUGAGUUCAUUACUCAGCACAGUCUGCGUCCCUUCCACUGUCAGUAACGUAAACAUGAUUUUAAAAGACGAAACAAAAUAUUAGUAAUAGCACAAUGAAGAGUGUAUUCUUUUUGUUGUUGUAAGCUUCCAUUUUCUUGUUUUUCUAUAUAUUAAGGGCCGAGAUCAAUUUAUUGAUCAUUGUGGCUCAUAUGCAUAUAGAGGGGAUUUGCAGUGCUUCUGUGCAUGGUGUUGAAGAGGAUAUUUCACUGGUGGCAAGGGCAACUCCAGCGAGCGUAACAUGAACUGGGGGGUUGGAAGGCCUGAGGCAAUCAUUUAUUUUAACCAUUUUGUUUUUCGUAUGGCUGGGAAAGCUCUUUAAGUUAUUUCGUUUAACAUGACUUGUUGUUGUUGUUUUUUUAAAAUUAUUUUUAUUAUUAUUAUGUUGUCUCCUUAGAACUGCAGUGACACUAUAGUGCUUUUGGAGAAGAUAGGAAAAAUUGUACGGAAUGGGGAUCAAACCGACAUUUGCAUUUCCAGUUCUUGUUCGCGCCCGAAUUUAGCAGUGUCAAGAAGUGUCCUUACUUUUGCGAAUGAUGCUAUACGAUUGUAAUGAUGCAUAUUUAGAGAUAAGAAGACAAGAACGUAAAAACGCGAACCGCCAGGUCUCAAACAGUCAAACAGUUUUGUCACAAUUAUCCUUUAAAUUAAAAAAAAAAAUAAUAAAAUAAAAAUAGUUAAAAAAAUUAAAAAUAUAAACACCAACCCCACCCCCCCCCCCCCCAAAAAAAAAAUUUAAAAAAUUUAAAAAAUAACAACACAACAAUAAACCAACCAAUCAUUGUCACACAAAACCAGGUAGUUUCCCCGGGCUCACCUACCACACAUGAUGCACUUCACAUUCUAUGACGCUAACGAAGCAUUCUUUUAAUUUAAAAAAAAAAGAAAAAAAGAAAAGAAUGUCAUUUCAUGUCACCGUCUCAAUGAAAAGAUUUCCCCAGGAAUGUACAAGAGAGGAUCCGCCUUUGCCGAAGGUCAUCGUCCCUCGGUGACAUGGAGCAUACGAACUCGAGGCAGCAUCGGAGAGGACGGGAGGACGAGACAGGAGGACGGAGGGAAGAGGGAUGAGAAGCAAGGGGGCAAGGAUGCGCUAGGGAACGAGAUCGGCCUCCUGUACGGGGGAUCUUUGGUGAUGAAUGCAAUCAUAGGUCAGUAGGUCGCUGACGUAAUGGGCUGUGUGCAAUCAUAGGUCAGUAGGUCGUUUAUGUAGUGGGCUGUGUGCAAUCAUAGGUCAGAAGGUCGUUUAUGUAACGGGCUGUGUGCAAUCAUAGGUCAUUAGGCCAUUUAUGUAAUGGGCUUUGCGCAAUCAUAUGUCAGUAGGUCGUUUAUGUAAUGGGCUGUGUGCAAUCAUAGGUCAGUAGGUCGUUUAUGGAAUGGGCUGUGUGCAUCAUAGGUCAGUAGGUCGUUUAUGUAAUGAACUGUGCUCUAUCAGAGGUCAAGGGGGUGUGACUUAUAUAAUGGGUUGAAUGCGAUCGCAGGUCAGCAGGUCAUUGAUGAUUUCAUGAUGAUUCCAAACAUAGCCCAAAAAGGACAGGCGGGUGGAUGUAAUGAUUCCAAACAUAGCUCAAAAAGGACAGGCGGGUGGAUGUAAUGAUUCCGAACAUAGCUCAAAAAGGACAGGCGGGUGGAUGUAAUGAUUCCAAACAUAGCCCAAAAAGGACAGGCGGGUGGAUGUAAUGGUUCCAAACAUAGCCCAAAAAGGACAGGCGGGUGGAUGUAAUGGUUCCAAACAUAGCCCAAAAAGGACAGGAGGGUGGAUGUAAUGAUUCCAAACAUAGCUCAAAAAGGACAGGCGGGUGGAUGUAAUGGUUCCAAACAUAGCCCAAAAAGGACAGGCGGGUGGAUGUAAUGAUUCCAAACAUAGCUCAAAAAGGACAGGCGGGUGGAUGUAAUGAUUCCAAACAUAGCUCAAAAAGGACAGGCGGGUGGAUGUAAUGGUUCCAAACAUAGCCCAAAAAGGACAGGAGGGUGGAUGUAAUGGUUCCAAACAUAGCCCAAAAAGGACAGGAGGGUGGAUGUAAUGGUUCCAAACAUAGCCCAAAAAGGACAGGCGGGUGGAUGUAAUGGUUGCGAUUACAAGUCUUUUGAUUAUGUAUAUGUUUAUGUCAAAUCCAAUAUUACGACAAUACGUUGUUUUUUUUGAUGCCAUUGUAUGGAAUCAUGGUUCUAUAUGUCAUCUGUGGGCAUGGGUCUAUAUGUCAUCUGUGAGCAUGGGUCUAUAUGUCCUUUGUGGGCAUGGGUCUAAAUGUUGUUAUCUGUGGGCAGGGGUCUAUAUGUCAUCUGUGGGCGCGGGUCUAUAUGCAAUAUGUGGACAUGGGUCUAUAUGUCAUCUAUGGGCAUGAUUCUAAAUGUUGUCAUCUGUGGACAUGGCUCUAUAUGUCAUCUGUGGACAUGGGUCUAUAUGUCACCUGUGGGCGGGGUCUAAAUGUCAUCUGUGGGCAAGGGUUUAUAUGUCAUCUGUGAGAAGGAGCCUAUAUGUCACCUGUGGGCAUGGGACUAUAACUCAUAUGUGGGCAUGGUUCUAUAUGUCAUCUUUGGGCAGGGGUCUAUAUGUAAUAUGUGGGCAUUGGUCUAUAUAUAAUCUGUGGGCAGGGGUCUAUAUGUCAUAUGUGGAUAGGGAUCUAUAUGUCAUCUGUGGGCGUGGCUCAGUAUGCCAUCUGUGGGCAUGAGUAUAUAUGUCAUCUGUGGGCUUCCAAUCGAUUUGUUAGUUCACUAAGGUAAUUUUUUCUCUUAGGAAAAAUUGCGUAGUUAAAAUUCUUUAUGUGUCUUUGAUGUAGGACUUUUAAAAGUCAUUACCUACAUUUGUAUGUGAUAUGCGCAAUUAUGAGUCAAGCGUUUAUAGGCGUGUGCGAUUUAAGCAUUUAAAAACCAUUACAUUUAUAUUUAUAAUUUUUAUUCAAAUGCAGCCACUGUUUGUCCCAUGCACCCAUUGUUUGUCCCAUGCAGCUAUUGCUCGUCCGAUGCAGCCAUUGUUUGUCCCAUGCAGCCAUUGUUUGUCCCAUGCAGCUAUUGUUUGUCCCAUGCAGCCAUGGUUUGUCACAUGCAACCAUUGUUUGUCCCAUGUAGUCAUUGUUUUUCCCAUGCAGCUAUUGUUUGUCCCAUGGAGUCACUGUUUGUCACAUGCAGCCAUUGUUUGUCCCGUGCAGCUAUUGUUUGUCCCAUGGAGUCACUGUUUGUCAAAUGCAGCCAUUGUUUGUCCCGUGCAGCUAUUGUUUGUCCCAUGGAGUCACUGUUUGUCACAUGCAGCCAUUGUUUGUCCCGUGCAGCCAUGGUUUGUCCCGUGCAACCAUUGUUUAACUCCUAUGUUUCAGGUCCUGGGAUCUUCGGUACGCCAAAAGGGGUGCUGGCAGGUGUUGGGUCAGUGGGGAUGAGUCUGGUGAUGUGGACAUUUGCUGGGGUGUUCAGCAUGUGUGGUAGGUACCUAGAGAGGUGGCGAGGGCGUUGAGGUUAUUGAUAAAAACAACGACUAAGCUACCUCUCUUUAAACUGUCAGCUAAAGAAUUAAUCCUACAAUAGUCCUACCUUUAUAAUAUUUUUUCGAAAAUUCUCAGUGUAAGCAUAUUUUCUGCACUGUAUCUAGUAUUUACACAUUAUUUCGAUUAUGUUUUGUAGAAUAGUAAAGUAGAGCGUCGAUUUUACGAAUUCUGAUUACCCGGAAGUUGAUUACCCGGAAGUUGAUUAUCCGAAUGACCAUUAUUUUAUUCGUAUUAUAAUCGCUCGCAUAUUGAAUUAUAAUUAUAUUUAGCAUAGAAAUUAUACCAAAAAAAAAUGCAGUCUUCGUGUCUUAAUAAAGAAAAAGAACAAUGUGUUCGCAUGCGCCUUCUGCUAAUCAGCAAAUAAAUCACGAGAACGGCAUUAAAAAAGUUACUUUCAUUUUGAGACUGGCAUUUAUAAGGAGUGAUUGCCCCUGAAAGAUUAUCAAUGUUUGGAAAAGGUGCACUAAGAAAGCUUUGCUGAUGUCCCCAUUUUACCCCAUCGUAGUUAUUACCUAUUUCUCGUUGCGCCUAAAUGUGUCUCAUUUUAAUGUGUCUGGAGCUGUGUCUCUGGCCGUGCCUCGUUGUGUCUCAUUGUGCCUUAACAUCCCCCCACAGCCGCCCUGUGUUUCGCCGAGCUCAGGGAGUCGGUGAAGAGGGAAGGGGUGGAGUACGCCUACAUCACAGAAGCCUUCGGCCCCCUGGCUGGAUACGUCUACUCCUGGAUGAGGAUAGGUUCGUGGAUUAACUAUUCAAAACUAGGUCUAUGAAUUUAUUACAACAAGUAAGAUUCAACGCUUAAAAAAGUUCGAGGAUGCCGCGAAUAGACUAAAAAAGCGAAUGUAUUUUUAACACAAUUGGUUAGUAUGAUGUUCACUGAAUAUUCUGCAAGUUAUUUUUUUUUAAUGUAUCCGCUUUUCUCUACCAUUACCGUAAAACCCUGUAUAUGAUCACUGACUAUUACAAGUGGUAGCUUAAAUAUUGGGGAAGCAUUUAUGGCAUUAAAAGAUGUUGAUUUUUAUCAUUGACAUGGUUUUUGUCAUGGUAUUUAUAAUUUGGGGGUGGGGGAGGGGGGAUAUGUGCAGAAAAUUAGUUUCAAAUGCGGAAAAUCCAAGCGUUGUUAGCUGAAAAGAAAUAGCUUUAUAAAUGAAUUCUCUUAUUUAAUUUCAUAGUUAAAUGCAACUUUUUACUUCAACUUUAUUUUAAAACUGCUGGUGAGUAGACUGGUCUUUCUGUCCCUAAAUACAUAACCCUUGUAUUGUGUCAAUGGCCUCCAGUGGCAACACUUAAAUAUAUGGUAUUAUCUGUGUCAAUGGCCUCCAGUGGCAACACUUAAAUAUAUGGUAUUAUCUGUGUCAAUGGCCUCCAGUGGCAAAACUUAAAUAUAUGGUAUUAUCUGUGUCAAUGGCCUCCAGUGGCAACACUUAAAUAUAUGGUAUUAUCUGUGUCAAUUUGAGUUCCUUAUGAGAAUGUGGCCGUUGUCAAGCAUAACUGCUCCCCACCCCCACCAGAUUUUCUUGUCUACGAGUCUUGUCCAUUAAAACAUUGUUCAUAUCUUGAUUGCACCACCAUAACGAGGUUAUAGCACCCCCCCCGGGCUAACGACCUAACCCCCCCCCCCCUUUCGGUCCCACAGACAAAAUCAACGCCAUUGAACAAUUCUCACCCGCCUAAUGGUGGAUAUUUAAAGUAUCGUGUUGCUGUUUUCAUUGUGCUCAAAAGUAACACUCAAGCUUUAUAGGACGACGGUGCCAGAUUUUUUAAACCUUUAAUGUGAAAGUCGAAGCAGCGGUGAGAAAAACUCACACGCCAAACGGGACGAAUUGGUGCAGGGGAAUUAAACGGUUUUGUUGAAAUAGGGCUUGUCAUUUAAUGGCGGAAAUCUAUUAAUAGAACUGAUGUCACCAUUACUGAUCAUCCGGGUACUCAGCGCGGACAAAAUGUCAACACUGUUCAGUAUUACUAUGUUAGCGAAGUGUCCCUGAAACUUGUUUACAACUCUAUUUUACGAAAUAUUUUACACAUUUUUUUUUUACUUCUGUUUUCUGAAAUGCGACUUCAUUGCGUGAACGUCAUAUGUAACAGUAACUCUAGAUACAAGGAUCGCCCGAACGAUAUGCUGAAACACACUAUAAGCUGCCAUGUUUUAAGCAAUAUUUGUCCGCGGACCUUCUAAAAAUAGUACGCUAUGACGUUUUCCGGUCUUAGAAAUGACAAAGCCUAUUGUGGCAACGUCAUAUCCGGUGCAGUGCGAGGGAAAUUGAGGUCAAGAUCAUUGCAAAAUUACAUAGUGAAUAACUGCUUGCCUAAGGGGGUACCAGAUUAUAAUGAUUAGAGGACAUCCAUACAUGACACAAGACACGUGAGGGGGGGGGGGUUGGCAAUGGGUGGUCACGAGUUGGUUACGAUGUGUAUCAAUGAGGGGAAGGGGGCAUUUGGGAAAAAAUUGUAACGAUCGGGUAGAGGGCGUAGACAAAAUCGUCCAAUAAUAGCGUGAAUUCAAGGCCCUUGAUACGAAACCCCUUUUACAAAUAUAGAUUUAUGAUAACGGAUUAUAUAACAGGGUCACUGGUAUGAUUACCGGACAUAUGAGACAUUUCCAGAACCAUCGAUACAAUUACAGACUAUUUACCACAGUUUGACCAAACAAGAUCCUAAUUUACAUUUAAAAAGUUCAAUAAUUUGACCAGACCCAAAGGUCAAAGGCCCCAGCUUUCCCACAUUACAUUUCUCAGUUUUGGUUCUUCCUCUGCAGCGGCGGCUGAGCCGUGUGCCACAGCCGUGUUCGCCCUGGCCUUCACGGAUUACGUCACAGAUGCCAUCUACGAUGAUUGUGGACCACCGGAGACGUUUGUGGUCAUCGUGGCCUCCAUGGCAGUAUGUAAGUCACAUUUAGACCAGACAGGGUUGAUAUCUGGGGCCUCAUUGGCAGUAUGUAAGUCAUAUUUUGUCAAGACAGGGUUGAUAUCAGGGGACAUAUUGGCAGUACGUAAGUUAUAUUUAGUCAAGACAGGGUUGACAUCUGGGGCCUCAAUGGCCAGUAUGUCACACCAAGGCUAGACAGGGUGGACAUCUGGGGCCUCAAUGGCAGUAUGUCACACCAAGGCUAGACAGGGUGGACAUCUGGGGCCUCAAUGGCAGUAUGUCACACCAAGGCUAGACAGGGUGGACAUCUGGGGGACUGUUAGUCACAUUUUGCCAGGCAGUGUGGAUAUUUGUGGUCUCCAUGUCAGUAUGCUGGUCAUUCUUAGGCCAUGUAGAUUUGACAGUAGAAUAUAUACAUGUAUGAACGAACACUAUUUUUAUAUUGUCAAAAUAAGUAGGCAUGGGCUUCCCAAGGCGCAUUUGCCAGGACCUGGCUGCCGCGAUUAGACUACCAAGGGAAACAAAUCUUUAGCACGAUGUUCACUGAAUGUUCAGCAAAUGAAUUUGUUUUAAAUAUUAAAAAAAAUUGUUUUUCUCCCCACUACCUUAAAAGCCUGUUUGUGAGUACUAUUUAUUUCAGAUGGCAGCCUAAAUAUCGUUGAGAUAUUAAAGACCCACCAGUUUGAAGAUGCUGCUUUUUAUCUUUGUUAUUGUUUUGUCGUGUUAUUUUUAAUAGGGGGGGGGACAUGCGUUCAUGAAGUGACAACUGAGCUACACAUAACUUUGAAACAUAGCAUUAAAAACUUCACAUCAAAUAACAAAUUACUGAAGUUUUAAUUUUAACAACCUUCUUAAAAACGGUCCAAUACGCUACGGAUCUUGUUUGGAACUAUGGGGUCACCUUUAUUUUCACGUUUUUGUAGUUAGUUGAUAAUAGUUGGGGGGGGGGGAGGGGUGCUCUAUUCAGUGACGUAGCUAGGGUAAAUGCUGCCCGAGGCGGAUAUCCUCCUUUCUACGCCACUGGCUCUAUUGCGUGUCACGGGUCUCUGACCCCCGUCCAGCGUACCUGGGGUAGCAUAGCUGCCUAAAGGUGCAUCCAUGACAGUCGGAAACGACAAAGGCUCUUGUCACGCGACUGACGACCGCUGCGCCCCCCCCCCCCCCCCCCUACUUUGUGUUUUCGGUCGGGCUGUAUCUACGCCGGUGUCAGCAUUGUUCGACACAGGACUUCGCGCCUACAAAUACGUCACUGGAGGUUAUCUUGUCUCCAUUAUUUGUAGACCGGUAUUAUUUUAUGUUCAUUUUUUUGGACGGGAAACUUUCAGCGUGUCAGUUGUCCUGUCACAGUGCACACACACACACAAGCACACACACACGCACGCACACACUAAGUUAUCGUCGCUGGUGAAAUAGGAUGAAUAUUAUCUCAAAAGAACAAAGACAUCAUAUUAUGGUGUUUGCUCUAUUUUUUUUAAAAAGGCCACGGGAAGCCUUUCAAAAUAGUGCACAGCUCCAUGACACUGAACAAACACAAUACAAAAGUUUAACUUUUUCAACUCUUUUCUUUGUGCCCUUAUCAAAGUGACGUAGAUCUGCGACAAUCUUGAUCGCAAACACCCAACUCAUGCUGCAAAUAAUAAUUAUUUUUUUUUUAAAAUUCGUCGCAAAAUAACUUUAAAAAAACAACAACAAAAAAAAAACAAUUGGAAAGCGCCCCUGAUUAUAUCAGGUAUCCUCUGUGGAAGCAAUCUUUAUUCCAAAUUAUCGUUACUAAAUAACUACCGCUGAGGGCAGCUAAUCUAACCACGGGCGCUUCCAAGUUUUGACAUUAUACUCGUCAUGAAGGGGAGAGAAUUGGUGUGAGGGUGGGGGGGGGGGGAACAAGAUCCUUGAGAGAAUAGAUUUCUGCCCGUCAUAAGAAAUGUUGAAAACUUAAAUAAUUAAGUAACAAUUGUUUGCUGGCUUGGAUCUCGUUUAUUCUUGUUGCAAACAUACCUACUUGCUCCUUCCCCUUGAUCAGUUAAUUUUCAUUCCUAUCGUAUUGACCUGUCAUAUUGACCUAAUGUACUGGCCUGUCAUAUUGGCCUGUCGUACUGACCUUUCGUACUAAACUGCCAUAUUGACCUUUCGUAUUGACCUUUCGCCCUAACCUGUCUUAAUGACCUGUGAUACUGACCCGUCGUGCUGACUUGUCGGAGUGACCUGUUGUGUGAGCUGUGGCACUGACCUGUUGUAAAGAACUGAACCUAACCACGUUGUGAUGUGCUUUUUUUUAAAAAUAUAAUCAUGCUGUGAUCAACGUGGUUCAUUUCAACACUCAAAGCUGACCUUUUUUCUUUCCAUCCAAGUGUCCAUGGCACUGGUGAAUGUUAUGUCCACCAAACUGUCCGAACGUCUUCAAAUGCUGGCCACAGUUGGGAAGAUCGCCGCACUCUCCGUGGUCAUCGGGAUGGGGAUCAAGAGAAUGGUGGAAGGUCAGUAGGUUGUGGAUAAGAGAUGAAGUGAUGGUUCACUGUGUCAUAGGCAGUGUUGAUUAAAGUUCAGCAAAAUCAGCCAGUAGUGAUCAGAGCGUAAGCAAUAAAUAAUAAAUAAAAAACAUUUGUUAACAUACCUGAAUGGCAAUUCACUUGAACAUAUCUUGAAUAAUCUGUACCCAAAAAUAUAUUAAAAUACAGAGUUUUAAUUUUAAGAAAAUCUCAUCUGAUUGAAAAAGACCCCUAGGUAAGGGAUGCACUAGAGUUUAGCGAGGAUGAAAAAGGGUGUAUGGGGGGGGGGCAAUGUGAAACAAGUUCACGGGGGUUUAAAUGUUUAAAAAUAAUAUAAACUGAGUGAAUCUCCGGGGGGAUGGGACUCGCAAACCUUGGAUGGCAACUCAUCUAAGAGAAGGAAACGCUGAAUUCAAACCCGGAGAUGGAGUCCCCUAGGCGGAUACAUUGGUACAAUGAAAGAUUCCGACAACUCCUGCGACGCCACUGGUGCCGACCUGAUUCAUGCACAUUUGAUGUUCCCUUGGGUUAUCCGGGUGCGUGGAGAAAGGCGAUUUGCAGUUCAGGGAACUAACUUAUACUCCUUUAAAAAAAAAUAUAGCCCCAGGCCUUGUGAAUUUCGUCCUGCGAGGUCUACACCAUUGCCACAUCGGGACGGACGGAUGCCAGUUUAAAAAAAUAAUUAAAAAAUCAGACAUAUUUUGCGAUUGUUUCAUUGUCAUGGUACGUUUUGAGAUGAUGAAAAAGUGCGGACAUUUCUGUACCAACUAACCUUUUUCCAAAACAAACAACAACAACAAAAAAAACGCAUAGAAUUCCAUGAUAGCUACGGGCUGCUUGGUCCAAUUAUACAUAUGUAUAUGUUAAGGCCAACCUUUACUUUCACCGUGAUAUCAUAAGUUAUAUCCAACAGGAAAAGUUAAGGUGAUAGACGAAGGGAUGGCAGGAUCAACCUGGUCUCCAACUCAUCUCGCCUUCGCCUGCUACAACGGUCUGUGGGCUUACGGAGGCUGGUAUGUUUGUGGUUUGGCAUUGAGGAGGCUGGUAUGUUUGUGGUUUGGCAUUGAGGAGGCUGGUAUGUUUGUGGUUUGGUAUUAAGGAGGCUGGUAUGUUUGUGGUUUGGCAUUAAGGAGGCUGGUAUGUUUGUGGUUUGGCAUUGAGGAGGCUGGUAUGUUUGUGGUUUGGCAUUGAGGAGGCUGGUAUGUUUGUGGUUUGGCAUUAAGGAGGCUGGUAUGUUUGUGGUUUGGCAUUAAGGAGGCUGGUAUGUUUGUGGUUUGGCAUUAAGGAGGCUGGUAUGUUUGUGGUUUGGCAUUAAGGAGGCUGGUAUGUUUGUGGUUUGGCAUUAAGGAGGCUGGUAUGUUUGUGGUUUGGCAUUAAGGAGGCUGGUAUGUUUGUGGUUUGGCAUUAAGGAGGCUGGUAUGUUUGUGGUUUGGCAUUAAGGAGGCUGGUAUGUUUGUGGUUUGGCAUUAAGGAGGCUGGUAUGUUUGUGGUUUGGCAUUAAGGAGGCUGGUAUGUUUGUGGUUUGGCAUUAAGGAGGCUGGUAUUUUUGUGGUUUGGCAUUAAGGAGGCUGGUAUGUUUGUGGUUUGGCAUUAAGGAGGCUGGUAUGUGUAUUGGGUAGAAUUAUGGAGGCUUGCACUUUUAAGUGGUCGAAUUACAGUGGUUGUUAUGUUUGUAGACGUGGCAUUUAGAAAAUUGUUAGGUUGGGUUAACGACAGCUCCUGGCAGUUUGGGUGAGUUUAACUUCGUAAAGGUUGUAGUUUGGAUGUGUUUAACUUCGUAAAGGUUGUAGUUUGGUUGUGUUUAACUUUGUAAAGGUUGUAUUUUGGGUGUGUUUAACUUCGUAAAGGUUGUAGUUUGGGUGUGUUUAACUUCGUAAAGGUUGCAGUUUGGAUGGGUUUAACUUUGUAAAGGUUGUAGUUUGGUUGUCUGGAAUAACGGAGAGCUCUGUGUUGUAGGAAAGGGGCUUCUAUGGAUACCUUGGUCCUAAAGCACGCACCGCCUCGAUGUAUUACUUAACUAUAACGAAAUGGAUUACAUCACCAUCACACGCUGACAUAAGUCCUGUUAUAGCGUUGUUAUUUAUUACGAUACGUUUAUUGAAAUUAAUAUUUUCCCUUAGAACGUGUUUAGCUAGCUAUAACUUUAACCUCACUUUUAAAUUAUAACUGGUUUUAAUUUAACACAUGGUCGUGUCACGUCAAGAAAAAAAAUUAAAACAAAUUUUAAAAAAAAAAAUAAUUAAAAAAUAAUAUUUUAAUUUCAGGUCGAAUGUAAAUCACGUGACCAGUGGAAUAAAAAAGCCCCCAAGGUAAACAGCCUACCAGGUUUACUGUUGCCUUUUCUCAAAGUAUCACAAAUAGGUUCUUCACCUUUACAUUGUAUGACCAACCAAAAAAAAGAAAAAAAAAAAGUCAAUCACUAAAUUGUGUUCGUUUUGCUGUGAGCCGUUUUCCUAUGUGUCUGAGACGAAAUUAUGUUACGUCUUUACCUCAACGGAAAGCAUUUUCAUGUCCUCUCAGGAAUGUCCCCCGAAUUGUGAAGACUGUCCUACCCCUGGUGCUCAUCAUCUACCUGAUGACGGUUCUGUCUUUUUUUACUGUGAUGUCCAAAGAAGAAUUGCUGCAUUCAAGAGCUAUCGGUGUUGUAAGUUGCUUUAAAAAUGUGUGCAAUAUUUGGAGUGAUAUCGUAACUUCCAUUUUAUUCGUGUGUAUCUGUGUUUAAGACAACUUGCCGUCAACCUAUCGAGCUGAAACUUGGCACUUAGACUCGUUGCCGGUGACAACACAUUCUUUAAAUUUUCAGCCCCAACCUAAAAAAGUCUGUGUUUUUUUUUUCAAGGGGACGAUGAGUGACAUAUGAUUUUUUUCAAUGGGUGCGUACUUUGGUGUGGAGAUUAAUUGUCUAGCUGUUGCUAUUUGCUUUUUAUUUGUGACGUAUUUGGGUGUGCAGUGAAAAUAAAAUGUAUUUUUGAAGGGGAAAAUGAAGGAAAUAUGAAACCGUUUGCACCAGAAGUCGACCCACAAACAUAACCGUUUUUCAAUAAAUGAUAAAUCACGUACUAUUCCAUACGUGCAAACAAAAAUGCCUAAAAAAAUAUUUCUAUGAAAAUUCUUUUAAGGGGUUUUUGAUGUUAAAUUUAUUUACAUUUUCAUUCGUAAAAAUGAGCUGUUGCAUCUUGUUAACAAAACCAGUUUCUAAUUCAUUAAUUAACUAAAAUUUAUUGUUCUUGUUGUUGCUGUUGUUGAAAACUUCCAUCUCAUAAUGUUUUACGAGUUAUUGAUUUAAAACUAACUUUUCAAGUUGCUGGCGAAAAUAAUUUAUAACAAAAAAAAAACAACAAAAAGAUUUAACGUUAAAAACAAGUGAUGAAUAGCGCUGUUUAAAAAUGUCUAUUCAAACGCUUUCUUUCAGACUUGGGCACAAAAUUGUCUGAAUGCUGCAAGCUCCAUAAUUUCUGUGGGAGUCGGUCUGAUAGCCCUGGGCAGCGUCAACGCCACGUUCUUGUCAUCGGGCAGGUGAGCCCUUGGUUUAUCGUGUUGUAAGGGGUUGGGGGGCAGGUGAGCCUUUGGUUUCUGGUGUUGUAAGAGGUCGGGGGGCAGGUGAGCCUUUGGUUUAUGGUGUUGUAAGAGGUUGGGGGACAGGUGAGCCUUUGGUUUCUGGUGUGUAAGGGGGUGGGGGGGUGAGCCUGUGGUUAACCUUUGGUUUAUGGUGUUGUAAGUGGUUGGGGGCAGGUGAGCCUUUUGUUUCUGGUGUUGUAAGUAGACGGGUUGGGGGAAAGUCCGGGGGGGGGGGGGGGUGAUAAAAAUGUUUAUUUAGAAACUAACUGUAAGAAAUGUAGAAACCUGGCAAUUAAAAUCAAGUUCAUUAAACAAAAUAAAUGGUUGCUUCCCCACCGUGACAGGUUGUCUGGCGUGGCAGCGAAGAAUGGGCAGAUGCCAGACGUGGUUUCCUGGGUGCAUGUGAGGAGCAAAACCCCACUUCUUACAGUGGCACUGAGGGUGAGUUGUGUGUGUGUGUGUGUGUGGGUGUAUGUGUGGCUAUGUUUGCUUGAUAACUCUGUAAAUUGAUUUAAUAUAUAUACAUAUAUAAACUACAUGCUUACCCUACUUAAGGUAAUUUUCUUUGUUAAAUAUUUCAUAAAAUCCUUUAAACCGCUCUUAAGUAUGUGAUUUAUGUUCUUUAAAGAACAUUAUUGUUUUGUUUCAUAAUUUUUCCACGCACUGCUCUUCUUCCAAUCUACCCCCCCCCCAUACACACAGUGCGUUAUCGCUAUACUCGUCAUGUGUGUAGCAGACGGCCAGGAGCUCCUGAGGUUCUACAUCUUCACCGUCUGGCUGUUUCACGGCCUGUCCAUCUAUUUAUGUUCUUUAAAGAACAUUAUUGUUUUGUUUCAUUAUUUUUCCCCGCACUGCUCUUCUUCCCAUCUACCCCCCCCCCCCAUACACACAGUGCGUUAUCGCUAUACUCGUCAUGUGUGUAGCAGACGGCCAGGAGCUCCUGAGGUUCUACAUCUUCACCGUCUGGCUGUUUCACGGCCUGUCCAUCUUGGCGCUGCUCUUUCUACGUUACAAAAAUAAACACAAGAAAAGACCCUACAAGGUAAGCUUUAAAAUAGCAUCACAUUUAUACCAUGGAUAUCUGUAUACCAAGGAUAUCUUUAUAUUAUGGAUACCUUUAUACUAUGGCUACCUUUAUACUAUGAUAUGUUUACUUUAAAUUGUAAAGCAGACCCAAAAAUAUAUAACUAGAAUCAAAUAUAUAAAAAGCAUAAAAUAUAUAACUAGUAUAAAAAUAUAUUACUAGUAUAAAUGGUUCAAUUUACUAUAUUGUUGUAUCUACCUUAAAAGAAACACAAUCCUAUCAACGUCGUCUCACAGAAACGCACCCCGACCCCCAGCCAUGUUCGUGGGGGGGGGGGGACUUUAUGUAGGUGGUGGAGCAGCCCUAACUACUGCUCUAAUGAUCACUUGUACCACGUGUGUGAUCACAUGUACCACGGGUGUGAUCAACUGUAACAAGUGUGUGCUCCCUUGUACCACGUGUGUGCCCACCUCUACCGCGUGUGUACCCACCUGUACCACGUGUGUACCCACCUGUACCACGAGUGUGCCCACCUGUACCACGUAUGUGCCCACCUGUACCACGUGUGUACCCACCUGUAUCACGUGUGUGCCCACCUGUAUCACGUGUGAGCCCACCUGUACCACGAGUGUGCCCACCUGUAUCACGUGUGAGCCCACCUGUACCACGAGUGUGCCCACCUGUACUACGAGUGUGCCCCCUGUACCACAAGUGUGCCCAACUGUAUCACGUGUGUGCCCACCUGUAUCACAUGUGAGCCCACCUGUACCACGUGUGUGCACCCCUUUACCACGUCUGUUCCCACCUGUACCACGUGUGUGCCACCUGUGCCACGUGUGUGCCCAACUGUACCACGAGUGUGCCCCCUGUACCACGAGUGUGCCCCCCUGUACCACGUGUGUGUACCCCUGUACCACGUGUGUGCUCACCUGUACCACGUGUGUGCUCACCUGUAACAGGUGUGUGCUCACCUGUACCACGUGUGUGCACUCCUGAACCACGUGUGUGCACCCCUGUACCACGUGUGUGCUCACCUGUACCACGUGUGUGCCCACCUGUACCACGUGUGUGCACCCCUGUACCACGUGUGUGCACUCCUGAACCACGUGUUUGAUCAACUGUACCAAGUGUGUGACCACCUGUACCACAUGCUUGCUCACCUGUACCACGAGUGUGCCCACCUGUACCCACGUGUGUGCAUGUUUCAGGUUGACUUGUGGAUCCCCGUGGUUGUCGUCACUGGCAUAGCUUACCUCCUCCUGGCGCCCUUUCUGGAAGCUCCCAAGAAAGAGUUCGUCACGGCUCUCGUCCUGAUCGGAGUCUCACUGCUGAGCUACUACCCCAUCAACUGGCUCAAGUCCAUGAAAGUGGUCAAUGUGCCAGGUACAAGUUAGUGUACAUCGUUAAAAAAAGCCAAUGUUUAGGCUAUGUUCAGGGCCAGGUAGAAGCUAGUGUACAUAGUUUUGAAAAAGCCAAUGUUUAGGUUAUAUUCAGCCCCAGAUAAAAAUGCGUGACCUAAUUAAGGGACAUGUUACAUCUUAGAGUCAAUGUAAAAAUUACGACGUACCCUAGCUUACCAAGUUAAGUUAAUAUGCUGGGUAUCAAUAACAUGGAUGAUAUAACGAUUUCGAUGAUAUAACAAUAUGGAUAAAAUAAAGCUAUGGAUGAUACAACGAUGUAGAUGAUAUAACGAUUUCUUUCAGAUCAAAUCACAAUUUGGCUGCAGUUAUUCCUGAGAAUUGCUCCGAAACGGUAAGCCAUUCUUUAAUAUCUAUUUUUAUAUAUAUAUAUAUUAUAUAUAUAUAUAUAUACAUUUAUUUAUAUAUAUAUAUAUAUUUAUUUAUAUAUAUAUAAAUAUAAAAAAUAAGAUAAUAUAAUAUUCUUUUGUUGAAAUGUUUUUUGAUUGCAUCGUACAUAUUCAGCACAUACAUAAACCGAAAUGAACACAAGACAUCAAUAUUAAAUUAUUUCACUGUUGAAAAAUACAUCCAUCCCGUGCAUUCUCUUAGCCAUAUCAGGGACUUAUUAGUUCUCAUUAAGAUUUGUGAAAUCUUUUCAAAGGCAAUUUGCUUACUCUUACGGUAAUAUUUUUCCCAAGUAACAUACCAAGAAAUAUUGUGUAUACUUAAAUGUCCAUCACACACUUUCAAUUUCCAGAGCAUUGAAGCAUGUCAACAGCCAUUUUAACUGCAUGUUUAAUUGCGCGUGGUGUGCGGCAUCCCAAACAGCUUGCUCAAUAGUUAAACACUUUACAUCUAACACUCUGGGAUACGUCCAAAUUUUUGUAAAACCGAUUAGCUUGCCCGUGGUUGACGCCUACUUUUACCACUUUGGGUUGGUUCCAAAAAUCAUGUUGAUUGUUUCUAAACUCGAUUCCAGUAUGUUAAGAAGGGUUCAUUAAAACAUGCCCAAAAUAUGUAUUAAAAAAAAAUGUAUACUUAUAUUCUGAAUAAUUUCUUUCCUAUCAAUUCACGGUGACGUCAUCCGAUCCAUGUUUACCUAACCAAACCAUGACAACAGCAAAUGAUAUGAAAGCGGAAAUGAUACGCACCAAACCAAUGGUGCUCUUUUCUCUCCGAAAAUAAAUAUAGUUUUCCUUCAUGAUCUUACCCCAUUCAGCGAUCUGAGGCGAGAGAGACGCUCCAUUUUGCGCACAAUGAACAUGUUCGCACGAGAGAGCAUCAUCAUCACACCAAACGUGGCUCCAUCCGACGAAGCCAUGAGGCGCUUCUCCAGGAGAAUGUCGCACUUCUCCCGCGUCGAGGGCUCCCCUGCUCUCCUGCGCAGACUGGACGACGACCAGACCAGGACGAGUCUCAGGCGGCGGAUCCAGAGACGGAACUCGCUGGCUGAGAUGGACAUCAGCAGCAGACGGCGGUCCACCAUGUUGCCGUUUGACAGCAAAGUAAGGUUGUUUCAAACUAGCUGGACGGUUUCCGAUAAGCCACCUGGGGCGUGGGGGGCGGGGGGUUAUUGGUUACUUAAAAAGUGAAGAAAUUAUCGGGCUGAACACAUUAUUUUAAUGGGAAACUCAAAUAUCAAUAGUAUGAUGUAGUUCGAACUUUUAAUGCGUCAGACCGAGGCAAACCCUAUUGUCACUUUACCCAACUAUCCCAAUUAUAUGAUCACCGAAUCUCACUCAAUGGAGUAAAGACACGCAAAGACAAUAAUUUAAAUGAAUUAGUUGUUUUUUGUUUUUUAGUAUAUAUAUAUAUAUAUAUAUAUAUAUAUAUUUUUAUAAAAUCAAGGGCUACCCAAAUUUGAGUUCGUCAAGUGCCUCAUUAUAUUUACCCUAGAAGGUAUUCACAAGUGAAAUGUUUUUUCUAAGGUUUUUUUAUGUUGUUACAGCUAUCGAAAAAAUGAUUAUAACUGUUGCACGUUGUGUAGCAUAUAUGUAGCAUAUAUGUAGCAUAUAUGUAGCAUAUAUGUAGCAUAUAUGUAGCAUAUAUUUAGCAUAUGUGUAGCCUAUAUGUAGCAUUCAUUUUAGAAAAUUUUUUAAAAGUCUGAUCAGUGUUUAAUUUGUUAAAAAAAUUUCUUAUGCUUUCCGGUCCGCAAUUUAUGUUGAGGGCCGCAUUUGGAGCAGCAAAGUGUCAAAAAAUCAAGAAAAAUCUUAAUCCUGCUCUUAGAAGUCCUGAUUUUAAAUAUUUCAACGUCAUGAACCCAGUUAAAGGAGUUUGGGAACGAUUAAAUAUUACAUUGGACAUGAUUAAAUUACUUUGGACAUUAUCAAAUUGAUUUAUACUUGAUUAAAUUACUUUGGACAUUAUCAAAUUGCUUUAUACUUGAUUAAAUUACUUUGGACAUUAUCAAAUUGCUUUAUACUUGAUUAAAUUACUUUGGACAUUAUCAAAUUACUUUGGACAUGAUUAAAUUAAUUUGGACAAUAUCAAAUUACUUGGACAUGAUUAAAUUAAUUUGGACAAUAUCAAAUUACUUGGACAUGAUUAAAUUAAUUUGGACAAUAUCAAAUUACUUUGGACAUGAUUAAAUUAAUUUGGACAAUCUCAAAUUACUUUGGACAUGAUUAAAUUAAUUUGGACAAUAUCAAAUAACUUGGACAUGAUUAAAUUAAUUUGGACAAUAUCAAAUUACUUUGGACAUGUUUAAAUUAAUUUGGACAAUAUCAAUUUACUUGGACAUGAUUAAAUUAAUUUGGACAAUAUCAAAUUACUUGGACAUGAUUAAAGUAAUUUGGACAAUAUCAAAUUACUUUGGACAUGAUUAAAUUAUUUUGGACAAUAUCAAAUUACUUGGACAUGAUUAAAUUAAUUUGGACAAUAUCGAAUUACUUUGGACAUGAUUAAAUUAAUUUGGACAAUAUCAAAUUACUUGGACAUGAUUAAAUUAAUUUGGGCAAUAUCAAAUUACUUUGGACAUGUUUAAAUUAUUUUCAUUUAUUUUCAUUAAGUCAUUUAAUAACUUUAUUUAUACAGAUGGUAGUAGGUUAAUGUAUAGAAUUCAUAUACAUACAUAUUUUUUUUUAAAAGUGGAAAACCAUUUUCCCGCCAAUAUUUCCUUCCCCCAGGCAUCUCCCGCGAUCAUCCGUAAGAAGGCGAGCCUAGGGAGUAACUCGUUCAGCCAAGCUGAUCUGGUCAAACUGAAAUCUCCGCCAUCUUUACCCAUCCUGAAGAACCGUUUCAACACGACGCCGGAGGCCACCGAGGAGACCAAGCCCGGCCAUCUGGCCCCGACCUCCUCCAGCCUCCACGCCUCUCACCAGUCGCUCCGGCCCCACCCCAGCACGAUACCUGAAGAGGAGGCCAGCAACGGGACAUUGGCCGGAGCGGCUGCCAAACCCCAGCGGGUUGAGGCACAGGAAGCGCCGCCACCGCAGGAGGAAGAGCUUCAGGUGAUCGCCGACUUUGAAAGCGAUGGGGGUGGAGAGUACGAAGUCCUGGCGCACCCCGAUGACGUCAGACGGAUGUCGUACGUGGAGCCCGAGCUGUCCCUGGAGAAAAACUCGGACUCGUCCACGUCAGAUUCAGACAGCUCAAACUCCGGGGCAGACGAUAUGAGGAAGUCCAUCUUUGCCAGGAUAUUUGCGUCUUCCUCAAGCUCCUCUUCCUCAUCCUCCUCAGAUUCCAUGGAGGAGGAGGGGUCAAAUGACGAGAGGGGCUCUGUCCCUUCCAUAUUUUAUAUUAGUACGGACGACCUGAACGUUGACACGGACGAAGGUGAAGGUGAAGGUCAUGCCAGUACGGCCACGGUCAGGGUGAACUUAGCCGACGAUAUGUCCAAGUCAAGAUCACCCCCACAAUCGGACGUGUGACCCGGUAGACGAUGAGGUUUUGUGAGCACAACGUGACCUUUGACCUUAAUCUAAAUGGUCACAUGACUGAACUAUUUCAUUUAAGCAUCAACAGUCUGUACAGAAAGGUCUGAAAGAUGAACGUUUUUGUUUCGAAAAACACCAAGUUCCACCUGACGUCAUAACGUGAUAUUGGUUGGCAUGUUCCGCAAAUUUGACCGCUGUAAAGUGACUCGGACAACAUGUCACGAUCUCAACAGUCUAAAUCGUGUUAUUUUUUACGUAUCAGGAAAUUACAUUUUCGCAAUAUUAAUUGAUGAAACUAUUACUCUAGAGGCACUGCUAGGUAAAUUUCCACUUUUCAAAACAUAUGUACCACCAAUGUACACAAAAACAAUUAAGAGCUAUUGAUGGGGUAUAAUUAAUAUCGGAUUGCAUCCUAUUGUAUUGAUGGUUCUUCCGAAUAUGAUGACAUUUCUUCCUGUUAUAAUGAACUUUCAUUUUUUCGUAGUGACCAUUCACUGGUUAAUUACUUAUUUGUACGCCUAUUUAGGACAUUGUAACACGGGAGUAUGUUAUACAGGAGGUGGACGACGGUCGCUCAACGCGUAGGAGAUUUAUGUUACACCGCUGGUGCCAACACCAUGACUUUGUUAAUUAGUUCUAGCUAAAAUCCUGUUUUCUUAUGUUUGAAAGGAAUACAUUGUUUCAAUUGUUUGAUGCUCCCGUGCUGUCUCGUCAUUUGCUCACAAAUACUGACCUGUGCCUUUUAAAUUGUUCCGCUCACAACACAGGAUGACAAAACAUCUCCACGAAGGAGUAAAACAAAUUGUUUACUCCCUCUUCUUGAAGUCAUUGUUAACGUGUUACCUAAACUGUUAAAAUUGCCUUCGUAAACCUGUUACCUAAACUGUUAAAAUUAACUUCGUAUACGAUGGAAUAAGCAAACGUAUUUUGUUCAUGCUAAUUUAAUUAAAGAUGUUUAUGAGAUCAGUGUCCAUUUAAAGAAAGUUGUUAAAGAAAGGGGCGUCAUUUCAGUUUUUUUUUCAGGGGGAAGGCAGGAUGGGAAAAUUUCCCACAAAGCCUGUUGUUUAAUUAAAAAUCCUGUGAAAUCCGCGGGAUCCCGAC
Messenger RNA from Lymnaea stagnalis (great pond snail), 23382 nucleotides. Lineage: Eukaryota; Metazoa; Mollusca; Gastropoda; Lymnaeidae. The record is from the annotation of a GenBank genome assembly.